This is a messenger RNA of Lindgomyces ingoldianus, 639 nucleotides long. RefSeq lists its product as uncharacterized. The transcript is spliced from 8 exons. Bases 1 to 639 code for a protein of 212 amino acids. The record is from RefSeq and is a predicted model, not a curated record. Lineage: Eukaryota; Fungi; Ascomycota; Dothideomycetes; Pleosporales; Lindgomycetaceae.
AUGGCGAGUUUCUAUAGACAACGCCCUAAUUUCUACGCCACUCCUACUCUCGCUGAAUUAUCUCGGGCUGUGUUCGCGAUAUCAAAUGGCACAGCCUUCUCCAUACUUUCGCAACUGAAACCCCUUGUUUUGGCUGUGAAUCGUGGCCCAUUCUCUAGGUUAGAGCUUGCCACCGGCCACCUCGGGGGAAUAGGGUUAAGGAACACGCGAUCUUUGAGUUUCACGGAAGGCAAACGAUAUCGGUUUCAGAUGCAGCUUUACUGGAUCGAGAGUUUCCCUAAGGAAAUCGUCUGCCAAGCUAUCCUAGAGGCCCCGUUGGUAUUGUUUAGGCAUCGGAAGCGGGGAAUUAGAGAACCUCUAAUUACGCAAAUAUGGUCAUAUUUCUUGUAUCUAAUUAAGCCUCUAUCAUAUAGAGCCUAUCUCGGUAAAACCGCAAAGCAGCUCAGGACCUUCCUGCCCCAGAAACAACAGCAAACCCCAAACCCAAACCCAAACUACCUAAUCACUCUAUCUAUAUUCCAUCGUAAUAAUCCCCUGUCAAAAACAAUCGGGCUAUUACCUACAAUAACAAGCCGUCUAGGUCAAUCUAUCCAAUGUCUCGAAUUCCCACCCUACCCUUUUCCUUGGAAGUUGAUAUAG